AUGAAUUGGCUGUUUCUGGUCUCCGUGAUCUUCUUCUGCGGCGUGUCAACACAUCCUGCCCUUGCAAUGUCAACUAACAGAUUGCUAAAGCUGGCAAAAAAGUCUCCCAAGAACAUCAUACCACUGAAGGAUUCAAGCUUCGAGAAUAUCCUGGCGCCUCCUCAUGAAAAUGCCUAUAUAGUCGCUCUAUUUACUGCCACAGCGCCCGAAAUUGGCUGCUCCUUGUGUCUCGAAUUGGAGUCCGAAUACGAAACCAUAGUUACUUCCUGGUUUGACGAUCAUCCAGAUGCCAAAUCCGCUGGUUCCGAUACAUCCAUCUUUUUCACAAAGGUCAAUUUGGAGGACCCUUCCAAGACGAUUCCAAAAGCGUUCCAGUUUUUCCAACUAAAUAAUGUUCCUAGAUUGUUCAUCUUCAAACCAAACUCCGCUUCUAUUCUCGACCACAGCAUUAUCAAUAUCUCCACUGAUGCUGGUCCAGAAAGAAUGAAGCAAAUCAUACAUGCCAUUAAACAGCUUUCGCAAGUAAACGACUUCACCUUGCACUUGCCUAUGGACUGGACUCCGAUUAUUACCUCCACAAUAAUCACAUUCAUUACCGUUUUGCUAUUCAAAAAGCAGUCUAAACUCAUGUUUUCCAUUAUGACUUCUAGAAUUGUCUGGGCAACUUUGUCCACUUUCUUUAUCAUCUGUAUGAUCAGUGCCUACAUGUUCAACCAAAUUAGAAACACCCAACUGGCAGGCGUUGGCCCCAAGGGCGAAGUCAUGUAUUUCUUGCCCAACGAAUUCCAGCACCAAUUUGCCAUCGAAACUCAGGUCAUGGCCCUUAUCUACGGAUCAUUAGCUACGUUGGUUGUCGUGUUGGUCAAAGGUAUACCAUUCCUACGCUCCCACCUGUAUCCAGACGCCAAGAAAUCGUACUUCAUCGAUGCUGUCUUGGCCUCUCUUUGCGCAUUGUUUAUUUACGUCUUCUUCGCUGCCUUGACCACCGUCUUUUCGAUAAAGAGUCCCGCUUAUCCUUUCCCUUUACUAAGACUAUCGGCACCUUUUAAAUGA
Saccharomyces mikatae IFO 1815 is the source of this 1053-nucleotide messenger RNA. It is a transcript of the gene OST3, whose product is annotated as dolichyl-diphosphooligosaccharide--protein glycotransferase OST3. The record is from RefSeq and is a predicted model, not a curated record. The coding region runs from base 1 to 1053 and encodes 350 amino acids. Lineage: Eukaryota; Fungi; Ascomycota; Saccharomycetes; Saccharomycetales; Saccharomycetaceae. The transcript has a single exon. Gene Ontology annotation, cellular component: oligosaccharyltransferase complex.